Molecule: messenger RNA, 2305 nt
Organism: Cuscuta europaea
Lineage: Eukaryota; Viridiplantae; Streptophyta; Magnoliopsida; Solanales; Convolvulaceae
Source: the annotation of a GenBank genome assembly
UACACGCGGAGUCUUUUGAAAGAUCGGUCAUUUUCCUGCGUGCGCGAAAUGGAAACCUCCUCGCUUUAAAGUUCCCGCCAUGGCGCCAUUGUUACCCAAUUGCACAUGUACGCCUGUACAUCACUGCGCCGUUGAUUCAGCGAGACAGAGACCAGCCUCCACCAACCAGAAGACGACGCUGCUGGCCUCCCACCGCCUACCGGCUACCGUGCUCUCCCGGCUGCCCAAACCUGUCAGUCCACCAAACGCCCAGCCUGAUUGCUGGUCAGCCACCCGCCCGCCGGCCUGUUGCACUGCCGCACCUACCCGUCAUAUAAAUCCCCCAAUAUACGUCACUAUUCAUCAAGUCCAGUCGGAAAUGGAUCUCUUUGCCAAAAAGAUCAGCCUCUCUGAGAACAAGAUGUUCAUCCGUAAAGCUGCCGAGCUCCGACGUCAGGCCGAUAUCCAAUUCGAUUCAUCCGUUAUCGGCGUUGGUGAAGUAUGCAAAGCGAUCACCUGCCUUGAAAUCGCCGCUUUUGGGAUGGGUGUGAUAUUUGAUCGUCAGGCUGCAAUCAAAUUGAGUGGAAUGACAGAAAAGGCUUACAAUAGAUCAUUCAAUUCAUUGCAGAAUGGCAUUGGAGUCAAGAGUAAGCUUGAUAUUCGCGAAUUGACUAUUCAGUUUGGGUGCAUUAGGCUGAUACCUUUUGUUCAGAAGGGUCUAGCAGUGACUUGUGCUUUGAUGUUUUUGGGAUAUCAAAGGAAAAGAAAGAUGCCAAGGAAAUCUAAGGCAACCGAGAGCUGCUUGAUGCUUUGCCUGAGAAGAGAAGGAUAGAUGAUGGUGGCUAUUCAUCUGAUGAGGAUCAUGUUAUAAAAAUAGCUUCAAUAGUUUUGAGUUUAUACUUGAUUCGGUCACUUCAUUAUACACGAAUACUUACGCUAGCCAUUAACUUGUUGGGGACUCAGUUUAGCCAUGAACUAAAACCUGGACCUAAUUUAUGACCCAAUUUAGUACCGAGAUAUGCAGUUUAUAUCCACUUUAGUCCUCAAAAUACAAAAAUUAAAUUAAGCUUAAAUAUGUGGUGGUGAAAUUCCUCUAUUUAACUCGGUUGGUCUAUUUUAGAGCUAAAUAUGCUUCAUGAUUAAAUUGCAAUCAAGGAUCAAGUUAUGUCCAACAUGCAAGGAUCAAUUGAGUAAUAGUGUAUAGUUGAGAGACGAAAUUGGGUGUUAACCCUUUUUCUAUCAAUUGGUUUUAAUAUUGGCUCAAGGCGGAAUAGCAGUUCUAACAUUUUGCGGUCAAUGCAUCUAAAAAUCUAUUUAUGCAUCAAUUGACUAGAUGAUGCAGUACAAUUUUGUUAAUGUCUAUAUCUAUAUGGUAGUUCUUGAAUGUGCUAUGUCUCCAAUGUUUUCAGUCUUGCUACAAGAGGAAAAAACUAAUGCACAAACAAGAAUAUGAGAAGUGGAAAUCUACGGUUGUGAACUCCAACCAUCACUGCAAAUCUAAAGGUAGGUUGUUAAUACACUUGGCUGUUCACAUUGUGUUGAAUCCAUACUGUGAUAUAUUUUAUUGUAAACUAAUGUUAUCUCAAUGUUUGGAAUCUCUAGCUCCAUUGAAGUGCACCAAACAAGUCCGACUAAACUUCCCGAAAAAGGUUUGAGAAACAGAAGUAGAUGUGGCAUGAUACACAUGCAACAUGUUUGUAAUAAUUGUCGAAUGGUGUUACCAUUUUACCAUGGCUAGGAACACAAAGCAAAAAAUAUCAAGGAUAAUAAUAACCUCCCUAAAUUAUUGUUAGUUGACAUCUGAGGUGGGGCUGAAAAUGCUUACUGGUUUUAGUAGUUUUACUGUCUACACAACAUCAGUUUCAUUUUUGGUAUAUAUGAGUAUAUGACUGAGUAUGAUUCAUGCUCAAGGUACUCAAAUGGAAUCCAAAUAUUGGGUAUUGAAGUAUAAAAUGAUACAGUAAUUUUAAAGAUUAAUUGAACUGUCAGGUUUUCACCUCUCCAGCUCAGAGCACACUCAUACAGCACACACAACCAAGCACCACUGGUAGGGACAAGAACACUUAGGCCAGCCCAGCCAUCUCAACGCACGCCAAAGGUCAGAAAAGGGGGAGUACAAAGAGAAGACCACAGAGGGACCGGAAGGAGAAGAGAUUGGAGUCUCUCUCUAUUCUCUCUUAACCUCACACUCUCUCUAACCGAAGACCUCUGCGUCAACCAAAGACGAAGAGGGACUUAAGUAUUCGGGCAAGAGGGGAAGCCCUAAAGGAGGGUUCCAGAAACAAGGCUAGCGGCAGAACAACCUGGGCCAGGGCAAGAGGCAAGC